Sporisorium graminicola is the source of this 717-nucleotide messenger RNA. RefSeq lists its product as uncharacterized. Lineage: Eukaryota; Fungi; Basidiomycota; Ustilaginomycetes; Ustilaginales; Ustilaginaceae. Gene Ontology annotation, molecular function: peptidase activity. The record is from RefSeq and is a predicted model, not a curated record. The coding region runs from base 1 to 717 and encodes 238 amino acids. Gene Ontology annotation, biological process: glutathione catabolic process; proteolysis. The transcript has a single exon.
AUGGUGGACAUGGUCAAGCUGUUGGCGCGCUUGACUGAGUCAGGCGAACAAGUGGCACUGCCUGGAUUUUAUGACUCGGUGCGUCCAACCACCGAGACGGAGAUUCAGGCUUACAAGGACAUCGUGCGUAUCAAGCAGUCGCUCAAGUCUGCCGCUGGGAAAGAGGGUACGGACGGCGAGACGGUGGAGAGCUUGAUGGCCAAAUGGCGAAAUCCAUCGCUGUCGGUGCACAACAUCCGCGUCUCCGGUCCCGGCAACUCGACCGUGAUUCCAUCCACCGUAUCCGCGCAAGUAUCGCUCCGCCUCGUCCCCGAUCAAGACCUCCCCACCAUCGAGGCCGCUCUGCUCGAUCACGUGCAUGCGACCUUUGACUCGCUCUAUCCGACGCUGUCGCGGCCGAGUAUCAAGAACAAGGUGAGGGUCAGCGUCGACCAUCGCGCCGACUGGUGGUUGGGGUCGUCGUCGAGCAGCUUUUUCCAGUUGUUGAGGCAGGCAGUCAAAGAGGAGUGGAAUGCCGAGCCGAUCUCGAUUCGCGAAGGAGGCAGUAUUCCGGCGAUCGCAAUUCUGGAGAAGGAGCUGGGUGCCUGUGCGGUGCAUCUGCCGAUGGGUCAGAGCAGCGACAAUGCUCACUUGCCGAAUGAGAGGCUGAGGCAGAGGAACCUGGCGAAGGGGCAGAACGUUGUGAGACGGUUUAUUCAGGGGUUGGCGGCGAUAUAG